Molecule: messenger RNA, 1491 nt
Organism: Fimicolochytrium jonesii
Lineage: Eukaryota; Fungi; Chytridiomycota; Chytridiomycetes; Spizellomycetales; Powellomycetaceae
Exons: 3
Coding region: 247-1290 (347 amino acids)
Molecular function (GO): zinc ion binding
Source: RefSeq, a predicted model, not a curated record
CGCGCGGUGCCAAGUUGCUGAUGUGUCACACUGUCACUGGCCUUCCGCCAAUGCGAGCCUCGCGCCGUCAGCGACAGAACCACUUUCGCACGCUGCAUUGCACACCCCGGAACUUGGAUAUUCGACAGUCAUAACGACACCCCCAGACCCCAAGAAGUCCUUUGGGGCGAGGGGCAAAGAGCAUUUGUCCAAAGUUCGUUUAGCGAUACCUGCGUAUCUUGCCUCGCGUACCCUCCCCGAAACACCAUGGGCGAAGUCGGCAUCACAGACGUACCGGCGUCUCCAAGGGAAGCAGAGCUUACACUGGACGAACCCGCAGGAACGGCGACGCCCAUCCUGCCAGUGGAACUGCAUGUUGCAAACGACGGUUUAUCCCACCGUUUCGCAAGCUCGUCCGCGGAAGCGGAUACCGGUCUUACCGAGGAAGAGGAACCCCGUCCACCAGAACGGUCUGACGCCCCAGAUGCAGGCUCCCUGGCAGAGGACGUGGGUCCUACACAUGACGAGACUAGUGAUAGAGAUACAGCAACUGCGGCACCUGGCUCUCUCAACCCAGAAACGAACAGCACGGAAACGGGGGCGGUACCAGAAGAACAUCGAAUAUGCCGCAUUUGUUACGGGGGCCCAGCGGAACCAGAUGAGCCGUAUCUUGGCCGACUCAUUAGUCCUUGCAAGUGUAAAGGGACGAUGCGGUUUGUUCACACUGGGUGUUUGAACGAGUGGCGGAAAGUGAGUCGGAAGAAGGAGAGCUUCUACCAAUGUGAUCAUUGCCUUUAUAAGUAUCACUUCCGGCGGACGACGUGGGCACAUUGGUUGACGAAUGAAGCGAUCGUAACACUCAUAACCAUCGGAGUCUUCCUAUCGGCCGUCAUCCUCGCCGGUUUCGUCGGGAAGCUUCUCGUGUUCCUGAUGUCAGACGACGAGGAACCUGAAGCUGCGGACGAUGAUGCCGUGCUCUGGUUCCUUCAAGGCUCUCGCAUCUCCUUCUGGGCGGCGGACCGCGCUCACGUGUACGAGUACAUCGUCGAGCAUUUCCUCUGGGGAUUUAGCGUUGUGGGGAUGUUGGGCUUGUCUCAGAUGGUCGUUCCGUUGUUCAGCGGGCCCUGGGCGCCGAGGUUACCACGAAUCAGGAAUUGGAAUGAAAGCAGCGGAUCAAUCGUGCUUAUCGUGUCGAUGUGCAUUGGGGCGGUCAGAGCGUUGUGGUUUAUCUGGAAGGCGGUCAGGAAGUGGAGCAGGCAGAAACUUUCGAGGAUGGAAUUGGCGAUUUUGGAUGUUUCCGCAGAUGCGUAGGAUGUGGACGGCACGGAGGCAGUGCGAGGAGCACAGCGAUACGCGUACUAUGUAGCUUCUCUAUCACCUCCUCAAAGUGAUCUCACGGCGACAUAGGUUUAGGCCGAGACCCAAAGCCACAGGGGAAACUCCCAUAAUGACACGCGCAUCCCGCUUCCGCAUCCCGUUGCAAAGUAGUUAGGAAUUCCCAAUCACCCGCAC